AUGUCACCCAGUGCGGGCCAGAAUGGCGGUUGGACCUUCGUGAGCCGUGAGGGCGGCACCUGCCCUCCUUCCCAGCCCAGGGCUUUUACACCCCCGCGGUGUGAGCAGCAGGGUCGUGGGAUGGGGCUGUGGGAUACACGGGAGCGCCUCAGCUCUGGCGCUCCCAGGCAUGAGCAGACGAGGCCUAAAAUGUCAUUCCCCUGCUGUGAAGAGGCAGUUCCUGCUAAAACUGUGAUGGCAGUUGGACUUGGAAUUGCAACUGUUGCAUUUGCAGGUCGUUAUGCUUUCCACCUUUGGAAACCAUUGGGGCAGGCAAUAACAGAGACAGCAAAGAGGAUUUCAACUUCUAGUCUUUCAUCAUACUAUAAAGGAGGAUUUGAACAGAAAAUGAGUAGGCGAGAAGCUAGUCUUAUUUUAGGUGUAAGUCCAUCUGCUGGCAAGGCCAAAAUCAGAACAGCCCAUAGAAAAAUCAUGAUUUUGAAUCAUCCUGAUAAAGGUGGAUCGCCUUACUUAGCAACAAAAAUAAAUGAAGCAAAAGAUUUGUUGGAAUCCAGUGCCAAAAACUGA
Mesitornis unicolor (brown roatelo) is the source of this 567-nucleotide messenger RNA. RefSeq names its product dnaJ homolog subfamily C member 15-like. Gene Ontology annotation, molecular function: ATPase activator activity. Bases 1 to 567 code for a protein of 188 amino acids. The transcript is spliced from 6 exons. The record is from RefSeq and is a predicted model, not a curated record. NCBI's taxonomy places the organism in Eukaryota, Metazoa, Chordata, Aves, Mesitornithiformes, Mesitornithidae. Gene Ontology annotation, biological process: protein import into mitochondrial matrix. Gene Ontology annotation, cellular component: PAM complex, Tim23 associated import motor.